AGCAUUCGGCUCAGGGGCCCGCCCGGGCGGCGCUGGUUGGGUGUCCGCGGCGCUCGCGCGGCCACGAUGUGGUUGCGGUGCAGCCAGAUCGGGGGUUGCGGUGACGGCGGGGCGGGGUUCGAGAGCACCGAGGACAGCGACAACGGAGCGGGGGAGCUCCAGGUGAGCGUCCCCAGCCCGGAGGAGCGGGCGGCAGAGCGUCGUCAGGCAGAGGAGGAGGCCGCCGCGGAGCGCCGCAGGGCCCUGGAGGCGGAGUCGCUGCGGGGUCAUUUCCAGAACACUUACGGCAAGGGCAAGCUGUACAAAGGCCGGGACUACGCGAGGGCCUUCGAGCCGGACCUCGGGGUGUGGGUCCACGAGCAUGUAGAGUCCGGCAUGCGGGUCUGGACCGAGGUGUUCGACUUGCGCGACCUGAGGCCACGGGGCCAGUUCAUGACGCUCUUCGUCUACACAGACCGUCCAGGCUUCGCGGCUCUCGUCACCGACGUGGAGAGCGGCCCGGAGGCGCUCGUGGCGCUGGGGGCCAGGGACGGAGAGUUUGGCCGCGGCCUGCUGGCCACGAGCAGGGAGCCGUCGGACUUCGGGUCCAAGAGCGCGGUGCUGCUGAACAACUACUGGCCCGGCAGGGACGACGAGGGGAAGGACACCGGCCCGAAGGACAAGCAGAAUGAGGCCAUCUGCUCCGCCGUCCUGAGCGACCCGGAGCUGAAAGGGAAGGCUGAUUUUUGCGUGGCGAUCUUGGUCCCCGCCAAGAUGGCCUACCCCCUCUGGGAGCGCGUCACCCCAGAGCUGGAGGAGCUGGGCGUUCUCAAGCCUGGGCGCAAUCGGCGGGGCCGGCAGCAGUUCCGCGACCGGGACAUUUGCGUGGUGCAAUUCGACGAGCAGGGCGACAGAAGGUCCGCCGGGGAGUGCGCGCGAGCCAGCAGGCUGCAGGUUGCCCGCAGGCGACUAGCCCACUACGAGGCCACCCUCGGCCCCGCGCACCCGGAGACGCUGGCCUCCACGCAAAAGCUGGCCGACCUGCUCACCUCUCUGGGCCAGCACGAGGAGGCCCAGGCGCUCAGCCUUGCCGCAGCCGAAGGCCGCGCCGCGGCGCUCGGGCCGCAGCACCCGGACGCGCAGGGCUCCCUGCGUUCGCUGGUGGCGACGCUGAAGGCAAUGGGCCGCCGAGCGGAGAUGGAGGCACCCCUACGGCAGCUGGCCAGGGUCCAGGAGGCGACGCUGGGGAAGCGCCACCCCGAGACGCUGGCCACAGUCAGCGAGCUGGCGAGCCUGCUGCAAGCCGAUGGGCGCAAGGAGGAGGCCGAACCCCUGCUCCGCGAGGCUUUGGCAGGCCAGGAGGAGACGCUCGGCGUGGCUCACCCAGACGCCUUGGGCUCCAUGGACGCACUGGCGGACCUGCUGCGAAGCGGGGCGCGCCACGCGGACGAGGAGCAGCUGCUGCGCCCUGCGCUCCCCCGGCUGGAGCAGUCCCUGGGGCCGUCCCACCCGCGCACGCUGAGGUUGCGAGGCCGGCUCGCGGAGCUCCUGGGGACGCUCGGCCAGACCGCCGAGGCAAAGACGCUGCAGAGAGAGGUCCUGGAGAGCCAGGAGCGGGCGCUGGGCGAGCACCACCCGUGCGCGCUGGCGGAGGCCAGCCGCUUGGCCGACCUGCUCGAGCUGACGGGAAGCGCUCGGGAGGCCUUGACCGUGCACCAGCGCGUCUUUCGGGAGCGCGGCGCGAAGCUGGGAGCCACGCACCCCGACACGCUGGCAACCCUGCGCCAGGUGUCCCGCGCGCAGCUCGCCGCGGGCGACUUUGCCGGCGCGGAGGCGCUGCUCAGGCAGGCGUUUGAGCACGCGAAGACCCUCCACGGCGAGGACCACCCCGAUUCCCUCGCGGCUCGGCGCGAGCUGGGGGGCGCGCUGCUGGCGAGCGGGCGGCACAGCGAGGCCGAGCCCCUCUGCAGGCGCGUGCUGGCCGACUCCGAGCGUGUCUUCGGGGCAGACCAUCCCGACACCCAGAGCGCGCUCCGUACCCUGGCCUCCCUCGUCAUGCAGACUGGAGAUCUCGCGCAGGCGGAGCCGCUGUGCCGCCGAGCGCUCGAGGGCCUAGAGAAAUCGCUCGGCCCCAGGCACCCCGAGACCCUCAGUGCGACUGCGUCGUACGCCGAGCUUGUCUUGGCGCUGGGGCGCCUGGGCGAUGCCGAGGCGCUCUGCACCAAGGCGCUGCAGGGCCGCGAGGCCACGCUGGGACCUGGCCACACCGACACGUUCGCUUCGAGGAAGAGCCUGGCGGACCUGCUCAAGGCCGCCGGGCGGCACGCAGAGGCAGAGCCCCUGUAUGAGCGCUUCUUAGAGGGAGCAGAGACGCGGCUGGGGCCCCAGCACCGCGACACGCUCGCCUGCCUCGAGUCCCUGGCGGAGGCGCUGAAGACCAUGGGGUGCCGCGCGGAGGCGGAGCCCUGCCUCCGACGGCUGCUACUCGGGCGCGAGUCGCUGCUGGGCCCGAAGCACCCGUGGACGCUGGCGGCGGUGGGCAGCCUGGCAGAGCUGCUGUGGACGGUGGGGCGUCUGGCCGAGGUCGAGCCGCUCCUCAAGCGGGUGCUGGCUGCGAGGGAGGAGAUGCUGGGGCCCGGGCACCCGGACACGCUCGCCUGCCUGGGCAGCAUGGCCAGCCUUCUCCGCGCCACGGGGCGCCAGAGGGACGCGGAGAAGAUCCUGGAGCGCAUCCUGCAGAGGCAGGAGGCCGCGCUGGGCACCAGCCACCCAGACACGCUGGCGACCCUCGGUGCUCUCUCGGCGACGCCCAGGCGCCUGCAGGAAAGCGAACCGCUUCAGCGGAAGGCGCUGCAGGGCAAGGAGGCGACCCUUGGCGUCUCGCACCCGCAGACGCUGGAGUGCGUCAGCAGGCUGGGCGCACUGUUGCUGCAGCUGGGGCGCGCCGCGGAAGCGGAGCCGCUGCUCCGGCGCGCGCUGGAAGGCAGGCAGACGACCCUGGGCCCGACGCACCCGGACACGCUCGGGUCGUUCCGCGACCUCGUCGAGCUCUUGGUGUCGGUUGGCCGCAACGAGGAGGCCGAGCCGCUGAGCCGCUGCGAGCUGGAGAGCCGCGAGUUGGCUUUCGGGCCCGUGCACCCCGAGACGCUGGCCGCGCUGGAUAUCCUGGCCGGGCUGCUGAUUGGGAUGGGCCGUCACUCCGAGGCCGAGCCUCUCCAUAAGCGCGCGCUCCAGAGCGUCGAGCAGUCGCUUGGCCCUACCCACCCCGACUCCCUGACCUCGAUGAGCCACCACGCCGACCUUCAGAUGGCCAUGGGGCGCAUCUCGGAGGCCGAGGCGCUGUACCGCCGCGCAUUAGAUGGCCGCGUCCAGGUGCUAGGGCCGACCCAUCCGGACACGCUCGCGUCCCUCGAGAAGCUGGCGUCCGCGCUGGCGCUGCUCGGCAGGCGCGCGGAGGUGGAGCCGCUUCGCAGGCGGGCGCUGGACGGGGCCUGCCAGGCCUUCGGCGAUAGCUCGGCCGCCGCUGUGGCCGCGCUGGAGGCUCUCUGCGAGGUGGUGCCCGGCUGCUCCGAGGAGCUGCUGUCCCUGCGCCGGCGCGCGCUGUCGGCCUUGGAGUCCUCGCUGGGGCCAGGCCACGCCCUGUCGCUUGGCGCGGCGCGCAGAUUGGGCCGGCUGCUGUGGUCCAGAGGGCAUCUCGAGGAGGCGCAUCUUCUGUACAAGAGGGUGGUCGAGGGCUCGGAGGGCUCCAUGGGGCCGACGCACCCAGACACCCUGACGCUGCUGCGCGAGUCCGCGUGCUUGCUCAUCGCGGGCGGCAGGGCGGCCGAGGCGGAGGCCAUGUGCAGGCGCCUCUUGCAGGGCAACGAGGCCAUCUGGGGCCCCACGCACCCCGACGUGUUGGCCUCGCAGCGGCUCCUAGCAGGAGUCUUGCGCGACGUGGGCCGGCACGCCGAGGCCGAGCCGCUGCUGCGGAGAGUCCUGGAGGGCCACAGGGCGACGUUGGGUGCGAGGCACCCAGACUGCCUGCGGGCCUCCGAGGAGCUCUCCGCGCUUCUGCGCUCGCUGGGCCGGCAUGGGGACAGAGAGCCGUUGCUGCGGAGCUGCUUGCAGGGGAUCGAGGAGGUGUUUGGGGACUCACACCUUCGCACGUUGGCCUCCGCCACCGAGCUCGCGGAGCUGCUGUCUAUGCUGGGCCGGUCGGCGGAGGCAGAGCCCCUGCACCGGCGCGCGCUGGAGGGCAGGGAGGCGGUCUUGGGGCCCACGCACCUCGAAACUCUGGAGUCAAUGAGAAGCCUGGGCCACCUGGCGUCCUCGCUCGGCCACCGCCCCGAGGCCGUCUCGCUGCAAUGGCGCGCCCUGGAGUACACAGAGGCCGCCUUUGGGCCCAACCACCCAGAGACGUUGCGGCUGCUGAACACCCUCAUCGAGUCCUCGCUGGGCAUGAAGAAGUACUCGGAGGUCGAGGCGCUGCUCAGGCACGCUGUCGAGAUCCAUGAGGCCCUGCUGGGCUGGCGGCAUCCAGAUGCGCUUGCCGCGCGGCGCCAGCUGGCCCUGCUGCUGCAGUCGAUGCGGCGGCACGCCGAGGCCGAGGCGAUGCUCCGACAGGUCCUCGAGGCACAGCAGAAGACCCUCGGCAACGCGCAUCCCGACGCGACGGCCACCGCGCAGGACCUCAUCGCGUUGCUGACCGCCACAGGGCGCCAGGCUGAGACCGCGCCCCUGCACAGGCGAAUGCUUGACGGGCUCGGGGAGUCCCUCGGGCCGCAGCACACGGCCACGCUCUUCUCUAUGGAUGCCCUCGCUACCAUGCUGCAGGCGGAGGGCAAGUGGGUCGAGGCAGAGGAGUUUGCCCGGCGCGCCCUGGAGGUUCGCGAGGCGACAUUGGGGGCUGGUCACCCGCAGACGCUAGCAUCGGUCAGUUCCCUCGCGCGGCUGUUGCGAGCGCACGACCGUCCCGAGGAGGCGGAGCCGCUGCUUCGGCGCGCGGCGAAGGGCCGCGAGGAAGCGCUGGGGCCGCUGCAUCCGGAUACUCUGUCUUCAACGUUCGGCUUGGCAGGAGUGUUGGUCGUGCUCGGCAAGAGCACAGAGGCCGAGAAGCUCCACUGGCAGACCCUCAGGGGUCGGGAGGAGACUCUAGGAACGGCGCACCCCGACACACUCUCCUCAAUCACCGCCGUGGCGAGCAUCCUCCAGAGGAGUGGCAAAUCGUCCGAGGCGGAGCCCAUGCUGCGCAGUACCCUGGACGCGAGGGAGACGACCCUCGGACCCUCACACCCGCAGACGCUGGGCUCGGUCAACGACCUGGCGGUGCUGCUUCAGAGGCUCGGGUCCCUGGACGAGGCAGAGCAGCUGCACCGCCGGGCGCUGUCCCGUCGGGAGGAGGCGCUGGGCGGUGAGCACCCCGACACGCUAUCCUCGAUCAACAACCUGGCGAGCCUGCUGCUGACAGCUGGCCGCCACCAGGAAGCCGAGCCCCUUCUGCGGCGGUGCCUGCUGGGCGCCGAGAAGGCCUUGGGCCCCUCACACGCGCAGACACUCGGCGCCAGAAACAACCUCGCCAACCUGCUCGUGGCCGACAGGCGCCACUCGGAGGCCGAGCCGCUGCACAGGGAGGCCCUGCGCAGGCGCGAGGCGAGAUUCGGACCAAAGCAUCCAGACACACUGGAGUCCCUCACCAACCUGGCACGCACGCUGCAGGCCCUCGGCAACAAGGCGGAAGCAAUGAAGUUGUUCGAGAAGGCUGUGGAGGUGUCGCAGGAGGUACUCGGGGCGGUCCACCCAGACACCCUGGGCUGCUUGAACAACCUGGCGUACUUGCUGGAGUCGAUUGGGCAGUAUUCGCAGGCCGAGCCGCUGUACAGGCACGCUCUGGAGGUCGCAGAGGCCACGCUGGGCCCGCACCACCCUGACACCAAGCUUUACAGGAGAAACCUCGAGGAGCUGCUGCCAUGGACGAAGGGUGCUGGAGGUGAACUGCCCGCAGCGCGUGAGUCCGCACUAAUUCAGCCGCAGCGAGGUGCUGCUGCGAAGGACUCGCUAGCCUCGAGGUGCGCCUCCUGCGGCGCGUGAGCCAGCCGAGACCGCCUUCGGGCCAGGCCGCCACGCUGUUGCGCGCUGCCUUCGCGCGGCGUCUUCGCGCCCAAGCCAGCAAGGUUUAAAGGAUCUGGUUCCCCUGAGUCGCUCCCGCGCAUGCUGGGCUGAGGGACAUGCUGGCCGUGGUGCGCAUGCGUUCCUUCUGCCUCCUUGCCUUUCCGUAGUCGUUCCAACAUCUUCGCUCCGUUGGGGAAUAUCGCUGCUAGGCAACCGCUGCUAGUGGGCGGCUAAUGCAAGCUUGUGCUACACCCGUGCAAUCGGACACAUCUGGAACUGACUAAUUUGCCGACAGAUCCUCGAGAUGCACCAACGAGAUCUGGAAAAGGCAUUCCGAUCUUGCCAAGCGAAUAUAUUGAGCCCGCAGAAAGGGAGCCACGGCGGCUCCCCAGGGGAACCUCGCAUGCAGACUUUGCAAUCCGAGGCAAUGUUUUUAGAUUAUCUCACAACCUCUUCCGACGCAAUCCAACAUACUUGCAUAUGCUUCUGCGAGAAUCAAUGGUUCUUUCUGGCAUCCCUGUCGUGACUUUGCCGAUGCACUGCCGCGGUAUUUCUCCCCUGGGGACCCCCAGGGGGUGUAGAAGUAUUUUGAGUUUCGUGCAGGAGAUGAUCCUGCCGCCUGCGGCAAGUCCCGCCAAUGUGCAAGUCUACCGUUCUGGGUGGCGACUAUUCGACACGGGAGGCCGGUACGUGUGGCCUUUCGUGUCCCCAGGCGAGGAAAAGACGUGAUUGUUGGUGGCAUGACGCUUAGUCUCGCCGCCCUGGAUGUCCUCGCCACCACCACACUGCCGCUGUCGCCGACGCCGCUCUCUGCCCAGACGUGUCAGUUCCCGGCAGCCGAGCGGCUCCUCGCAGCGCGCGUGCACCAACAGCCGCCAUUGCCCAUGCAGCGCCUCAAGGUCGUGACCGGGCACGUCGCGCAGACUGGCGGAGGGGGGCCAGCGGGCACCCGGCCGCAGCAGGGCCCGGUGGCGGCAAAGGCACAUCACAAGAAGAUUUGGUAUGCGCCGUACAAGUUCGAGGCAUACGGCGAAGAGGAGAUCCAGGCGGUAGAGGCUUCCCUGCGGGAUGGCUGGCUGGCGCCGGGGCCCCGGACCGAGUUAUUCGAGCAGAAGGUCGCGGCCAUCUUCGGCAAGAAGUACGGCAUCAUGGUGAACUCUGGCAGCUCAGGUAACAUGAUUGGGCUGGCAUGCCUCGGCCUCGAGAAAGGCGACGAGAUUGUGACCCCUGCUUGCACGUUUUCCACGGCGGUGGCGCCGAUCGAGCAGCUUGGCCUCAAGCCGGUAUUCUGCGACGUGACGCCCGACAGGUACGUUCCCGAAGUAGACGAGAUCCUCAAGAGGAUCACGCCAAAAACUAAGUGCGUCUUCAUCCCCAAUCUGGCUGGCAGCAAAAUAGACUGGAAGGACCUGCGCGCCAGGAUCCCAAAGGGCAUCUAUCUCUUCGAGGAUUCGUGCGACAGCAUCACCUACACCGCGGAGUCGGACAUCUCGGUCAUAUCAUUCUACGCG
This is a messenger RNA of Prorocentrum cordatum, 7580 nucleotides long. The record is from the annotation of a GenBank genome assembly. Lineage: Eukaryota; Dinophyceae; Prorocentrales; Prorocentraceae.